Plasmodium gallinaceum is the source of this 363-nucleotide messenger RNA. Its product is annotated as conserved Plasmodium protein, unknown function. NCBI's taxonomy places the organism in Eukaryota, Apicomplexa, Aconoidasida, Haemosporida, Plasmodiidae. The record is from RefSeq and is a predicted model, not a curated record. The transcript is spliced from 3 exons. The coding region runs from base 1 to 363 and encodes 120 amino acids.
AUGGAGAUAGUGAAUGAAGGUUGGGUAUUCAAGCAAUCUAAAUAUUUAAAAAAAUUGAGAAAAAGAUAUAUCAUAUUAACAAAAAAUUUUAUUUGCUCUUUUAAAUCUCAAUAUUAUCAAGGUGAAAAACCAACAGAAAUAUUAUACCUUAAUAAAUUUACUGAAUUAACUUCAAUUGAAGAUAUUAGAAAAAUAAAGUUAAUAGAAAAUGAAUUAGGUCUAACUAAUAUACAUUUAUUUAAUAUUAGAUACAAUAAUAGGAAGAUUUUAUUUGUUACUCUGGAUAAAGAUGAGAAUAACAGAUGGAUAAAGAAUAUUAGCAAACAAAUGGUAAAACCGACGGUGUUAAUGAACGAAUAUUAA